GAAAGAAGAGGAAACUGAGUAGUCAGCUAAGGAGGGAGCAGGGGUCAUAGUUAGGAUUUCACCGCUGGUGAGGGAGGAUGAUUGGGGAUCGUUAGCUAUGCCUGUGCCAUGUUGACCACUGAUGGACGGCCUUCAACCUUCGGACACACUGCAACAGCUUUGGACAUUUGGAUUUUAAUGUGAUUAUGUGGGUUCUGUGAUAACUCCUCUCAUAAAAAGGAAAAAAACUGCAUACUUUCUGUGCCUGUCCCAGCCGUGGUGGCUGGCCUAACCAAGCCGGGGCAGAUGAAGGUGAAGUGGACCCAGCUGGGCUUGGUCUUCUUCCUGCUUCUCUCCCUCGUCAUGACGGGCUGCUUCCUGUGGCAGUACCAGAUACCCAAGCUACAGCCAGAUGAAAAUGUGGAUAAAGAUUCCAACACCGAAAAGAUGUGCCCCCAUUUCCCUGAACCCACACCCCUGGAGCACCCCAUCCAUCACCUGAGAGCAGCAUUAGAGAAGGUGGAUGUCCUCCUGCGAUCCAGUGUGCACGAAACCAGCCUCCCUGCUUUGUCCGCCAUCGUUAUCUACAACGACUCGGUGCUGUGGACCGGAAACUUCGGCAAACGGAACAGGAGUGACCCCCGCUCAGGCCCGCCUAACGAGUACACAAUAUACAGGAUUGCCAGCGUCUCUAAGCUCUUCCCCACGCUGAUGCUGUACAAGCUGUGGGAGGAAGGGAAGGUGGGGUCCCUGGACGACCCGCUGGAGAAGUACGUGGACAACUUCACCAUAAAGAACCCCCUGGGGAGGCUCCGGGACUCGGAGCUCAAGCACGUGACCGACGGCCUGAUCUUCCUGGACAGCGGGGAGGUGCCCAUCCGCUCCUCUUCCGUCACCCUGCGGAGGAUGGCCAGCCAACUGUCCGGUUUACCCAGAAGGCUUAGGGCCACUAACCUACUCUGGAAAGGAAAGACACAGGCAGCUCUCAACCUCCUUCAAGACGACGUCCUGGUGGCUGACCCAGGCACCAAGUGCCACUACAGUAACCUGGCCUUCUCCCUGAUGGCGCAUGUGCUGGGAGAGAGGGUGCUGGGACUGGACUACCAGCGCUGGGUCUCCGACAACAUCCUGGAGCGGCUGGGGAUGGAGGACACGGGCUUCGACAUCACGCCCGGGAUCCAGAGCCAGAUGGCGGUGGGCGUGUACACCAGCGGGCAGCCGGCGCCGCUCUACGACCUGGGCUGGUACCGGCCCUCGGGGCAGAUGUACUCCACCACGGCCGACAUGGCCAAGCUGGCCAUGAUGCUGCUGGGGGCCCACAGGCGCAAGCUGCUGGAGCCCGACACCCUCAAGGUCAUGCUGACGCCCCUCUUCCGCUGCGACAAGAGCUACUUCGCCAACCGCACGGGCACCCCCUGGGAGGUCAACGAGCAGCUGGGGUACGAGGUGGUGCGCAAGGACGGCGACCUGGAUGGCUACUCGGCCUCCUUCUCCCUGGUGCCUCGCAUGAAGCUGGGCCUGGUGCUGCUGAUGGCGGGCACCAAGCCCCAGGACCAGGACGUGGUGGCCCAAGCCUACGCCCACCUCAUCCCCGCCAUGGAGACCGCCUUCAGGGAGGCCCGCCGCGUCCUGGCGGCCCCGCCCAGCGCCGCGCCCUACGUGGGGUUCUUCACCUACAGCAACAUCACCUUCUACGAGAUCCGGGCGGGGCCGGACGGGGUGCUGACCAUGCAACAGUUUGGGCCCCACAUCGAGAACCUGAUCCCGGAGCAGUACAGGACCAUAAAGCUCAACUUCCUGGAGGACCGGGUCUUCAGGGUAGUGUUUGAGACGGAGUACCCCUGCGUCUUAACCGUCAACUCCGUCUCCGUUUCCCUGGAGGCCCAGGACAGACAGCUCUUCAAUUUUUACAUCUUCGAUAAGAAGGGUGUGUCCCCUGGCUUCGACGCACCCGGUCUUAACACGUACAAUGUGGUCCGGAUACCCCAGAAGCCCUCCUUCUCCAGCUGAGCUCUUCCAUGAACUGAGUCUAAGGACAAACAGCACAAAAGGGGACAUUCUGACCUUUUGUGCAGAAGCAGCCCAGGAUAUUAUGAAUAUGCUGACUGUUUCUUUGAGAAUCAGUUUUUCCGUUAUAUAUUCCUUCCUGUUCUUGUCCAUCUAUUCAGUAGGGCAUUUUUUUUUAAAUAAAUACUGAUUAAUGCAUGGUAGUUGUGCAUAUUAAUCCACAUUUUUCUAUAAACGUGUUGACUAAAGUUAUAACAUGUUGUACAUAAUUUUUUUGUUUCUAUUUUCUGUCUCAUGUACUGUGUUAUUUGUAUCAUUUUUUGUUAUGUGUCAGAAAAUGCAUUUUACAGGCUGAGGAUGCUCUGUAAAGAUGUAUAUCCUCCUGUGUGAGACAAGUUAUUUGGAAACACGUAUAGUGCUUUUUCACAACAUGGUCAUGUUCAGUUUUGACUGCGCUAUCCUUUCAUAAAGAGGAAAAGUUUCACAGAACGGAUUUACAUUUACAAGUUUUCCUUCCAGUACUCAAGUCUAGAAAUAGGAUUAGCACUAGGAUCAGGAUUAACAGAAAAUUGGACAUUUCUAAUAAUAACUAUAACUGCAAAAAUAUAAAUAUAUUUGUUUUAUAAUACCAGAAACUUUGUGCUAUGAAAUGUCCAUAACACACUAAAAUUCAGUGGGUGGCAGCCCUUUUUAUAAUGUGAAAGUGGACAUCAAAAAGUGAAUGAUUUUUCAAAGACUACUUUGGGGUCAAAUCUAAAUAUUUAAUUCUAAGUUCAUAUUUUUUUAUCAUAGUGCCUUUAUCUGGCCAAUCAACACAAUUUGAAUUAGAUAAUUGCUAAAUUAGCAUAGCAUUAUUUCUACUCACAGUAAAUUAGGCAUACAGUAUGCUGUAUGCUGUUUUAAGGAGAAACUUAAACAAAUAUUAUGUGAGGACCAUUUAAGUCUGGUUUCCUGUUUUUCUUGUUUAAUUUAUAUUGCAAAGAACUGUGGGCGAUGUGGUGAGAAGCUCAUGUGGGAUGAAGGUCAUGGUCAUUUGUUGCAUUUUGUUUUAUACUGUUAAAAUUCUGCAAGGAAAAAAAACCUGUGUUCACCAUAACAGUUUGGAGUU
Messenger RNA from Anguilla anguilla (European eel), 3094 nucleotides. RefSeq names its product lactamase, beta-like 1a (gene lactbl1a). NCBI's taxonomy places the organism in Eukaryota, Metazoa, Chordata, Actinopteri, Anguilliformes, Anguillidae. The record is from RefSeq and is a predicted model, not a curated record. Bases 286 to 1989 code for a protein of 567 amino acids. The transcript has 7 exons.